AUGCCUGUCUCUGAGUUCUAUGCUGGGGAGCCACCCCUUAAGUACAGUUUCAUGGACGACUAUAGCGAAGGAGCGCAUCCCCAAAUCCUCGACUCUCUCCUACGUAAUAAUCGCACGCAACAAACAUCGUACGGAAAAGACGACUUCUGUGAGCAAGCGCGAAAAUCGAUCAGACAACAUCUUGGUUGCAGCGAGAGCGAAGUCUCAAUUCAUUUUGUGCCCAGUGGAACUUCAGCGAAUCUUAUUUCGAUAUCCAGCUGUCUUCGCCCCUUUGAAGCUGUUAUUGCUGUGGAUUCUGGUCAUAUCGUGAGCAAAGAAGCCGGGGCAAUCGAGGCGACUGGGCACAAGAUAAUUCAGGUGCCGGCGGUGAAUGGGAAAAUGACACCAGAGACCCUUGAAAAGGGGUUUAGACAAAACCAAUUUGCUCCCCACAUGGCAAAGCCUCGUCUUGUAUACAUCUCCAACGCCUCCGAAAUUGGUACAGUGUACACCAAGUCAGAACUGUGCCAGAUUUCAGAAACGUGCCGGAAGCUUGGACUUUUAUUAUUUAUGGACGGUGCCCGGAUUGGGGCCGCUUUGUCGUCGCACAAGAAUGACAUGGCCUGGCGAGAUAUUGUAGACUUUACCGACAUAUUCUGGAUUGGUGGCACAAAACUAGGGGCUUUGUUGGGGGAGGCCAUCGUCAUCAAGAAUACACAAAUUGCGCAGGACUUUAUUUAUCACCUCAAGCAGCAUGGUGCCUUACUCGCCAAGGGACGAGUGAUAGGUAUUCAAUUCUUAGAGUUGUUCGGCUCUAAUUUAUUUCUUGAAUUGGGAUCGCAUGCAAAUGCCAUGGCGCUGCGGAUAUCAACUCUUCUAACUGAGCUCGGAUUUAUGCUCAGUGCUGAGACAGAAACAAACCAAGUUUUCGUGAAGCUUCCUCUGGCUUUAGUGGACCACUUGCAGAGCAGAUUUCAUUUUUAUAUCUGGGAGGAAACCGGAGACGGGCAUGCAGUGGUGAGGUUUGUUACAUCUUGGGCUACUGAAGCCAUGCAAGUUGACAAGCUCAAUGCGUACAUAAAACAGGGGCUAGUUUUAAUGUAG
Talaromyces rugulosus is the source of this 1083-nucleotide messenger RNA. RefSeq lists its product as uncharacterized. Gene Ontology annotation, biological process: glycine biosynthetic process; L-threonine catabolic process. The transcript has a single exon. NCBI's taxonomy places the organism in Eukaryota, Fungi, Ascomycota, Eurotiomycetes, Eurotiales, Trichocomaceae. The record is from RefSeq and is a predicted model, not a curated record. The coding region runs from base 1 to 1083 and encodes 360 amino acids. Gene Ontology annotation, molecular function: L-allo-threonine aldolase activity. Gene Ontology annotation, cellular component: cytosol.